UUAAUCAAACCUCUCUUCCUCCUCCGAAUCCGUUCCUUUCCGAUCCCUUUCUCCGUUCAUACAAAAAACACAAUCAUGAACACUCCAAUCAAACUCGUCUUUCUCUUCCUAUUCGUCGCUGCAACCGCAACCGCUGCGCCUGUCAAACGAACGAACUACCUUUUCACACCGCACGCAAAAGCAGUCGCGGGAAUUUGCACCGUUAUCCCAACAAACACAAGUCUAUGUUGCAAAACCCUUAAACAUGUUCCUACCAAUGACCCCAUCGAAUUAAUCCGAGCAUUAGUGGUUGCGGCUGAAACAUCCGUCAAACAAAGUGUGACUUUCCUCUCUGGAAUCAAACCAAAACACAAAUCAGACGCAACCGCAACGGCAGUGGUCAACAGCUGCGAGAAAAACUUGAACUACGCGUUGGAAGAUUUUGCCGAUUUUUGGAAAGCUACGGGGAAAGAUGUAACGACGUUGGCUCAUAAUUAUUUUACGUGUAAAAAAGAGUUAAUGUCAAUCAUGGGGUAUCAUUCGACUUGUUUGGAUGAUAUAGAGGACAAGAACUUGUUGAAGGAAGUGGAGAUUGGGAUUGGACUUGGGAAGAAUCUAACAAGUGAUUCUUUUGAUGUGUUUAAUAAUUUGAAUACUAUUUUCAAGACUUUUGGUAUUAAGGUGAAGCUUAACGAGGAAGACACUUCGCCCCGACCGCCACCGUUGUCUGAUUAUUACUACUGAUCAUAUUAAGGGAUUGGAUGUAAUAAUUGUAUCGUAUAAUGCCUAGAGCAAUCGCGAAUGGAAUCAUAGAUGGUUGGUUCUGUCAUGUAUGAUUAUACGUCGUUUGUGAUGUAAUGUUGUAGGUUUUAUACAUGUACGGACGGAUUUCGUGAUGAUUGGAAAGGAUAUAUUAAUUAAUGAAAUGUUAUUAUUUUU
This is a messenger RNA of Arabidopsis arenosa, 918 nucleotides long. NCBI's taxonomy places the organism in Eukaryota, Viridiplantae, Streptophyta, Magnoliopsida, Brassicales, Brassicaceae. The record is from the annotation of a GenBank genome assembly.